AUGUGCCCCCGCCCCUGGAGAAGGCCGAAACGGCCCGACUAUGGAUACCUUUCUAAUGAGGGAAACGGCAUCACCAAACACAUGGUAGUCAAUUGUGACGGGUCUCGAUUUGUCCCUUGCCACCUCGUAACACAAUUGGCUGAACGCUCGAAAGUGAAGAAAGCUCUCGAGGCCGCAAAGGUCAAGAAGGCAAUUGACAUCGCCGAUAAAGUUUCUAAAAACGCACCAAGGACCUUCCUCAUUUUGAUGCUUAUGUCAGCCAAAGACAGCGAAAAGGUCUCUUUGAUUGAGCAGCUACAUAAUGGCGGCUUGAUAGAUGCCACAUUACCGGUUGAAUGGACCGAAAGGGACGGUAAAUGGCAUGCCUACUCGAUCAAAACGUCGCAGCCACCUGAAGACACCGCGUCCGAUUUGUCACAGUCGCUCGUCUCACUGACUGAGGAUGAAUGGGGGCGCCAGUGCACGCAGCUGUUCGAGGUCUAUCAGUGGCAGCUCAUGGCGCCCGAAUUCGACGGACGACAGUUUAGGUUCUCUUUCCACCAUUCUACAAUCUUGCCAUACAUGGAGAAACCUCCAAAGCCCGCUAGCAGUGGCUUUUUCGGAGAGGUGUCGCACUACACGGAUCAAAGAGGCCCAGUGUCUGUUGCUAUCAAGAAAGCCUUAAAGCCAGAUGAGCUCCGAGACUUCUUCGCCAAAGAAACUGAGAACCUUUUUCAACUGAGAGACCACAAAUGGGACAACUUGAUUAAACCCAUUGCCGCCUACCAGCGUAACAAUGAGCAUUGCAUAGUCUUUCCAUGGGCGUCUGGAGGUAGUCUCUCGAAAUAUUGGGAUGACAAGGAUCGGGCGCGGUCUGACAGGGACUGUGCACUAUGGAUCAUAGGUCAGUUCACUGGAAUUUGCCGAGCUCUAAAAGAUCUCCACGACAUCAAUUGCCGGCAUGGGGACCUAAAGCCCGACAAUAUCCUUUGGUUCAAAGAGUUCAAAGAGGACAAAAACAAGGAAGAACUACAGAUUGCUGACCUGGGUCUUGCCGCAUUCCACAAAGACAAGAAUACCGAGAUCCGACAACGGGAUGCCAUUCAAACUAUGACUCCUUCAGGAACCAAACGUUACGAGCCGCCAGAAACCAACGAGUUUCGAUACAGUAGCCAACCUCGAUCAAGAUCGUAUGAUAUCUGGUCUAUGGGGUGUAUACUGCUGGAGCUGCUGAUCUGGCUUACCUAUGGCAACAACGCCGUGGUAGCCUUUGGAAUGCGCACGGACUUCUUUUGGCAAAUUGACAGCGGUAUCUAUGUCAUUCACGAAAUCGUCCGAGAGUGCAUCGAGGCCUUGGAGACAGAAUUUCGGGGACAUCAGGCUCACGCGGAGCUCUUAGCCCUUGUACGACACGAGCUCCUAGUUGUCGAAGGGCGAGGCUCAUGUGGACAAAGAUUGACUGCCGAGAAGGUCCAUGAAAAGAUGGACGGGAUACUAACGAAAUGCAAUAAUGAAGAUCAGUAUCUUGUGACUUUCAAGGGGAAGAUGCCGCUCCCAGGUUGCUUGACCGGGACCCGCAGAGACGGUAGGCCGGUACUCCACAUGAGAGACGGAGCUUUGGCAGUACAGGAACAGAGUGAGAGGCCUACUGCGCCCCCUGCUAACCAACAGGACCUCCAAUUUGACAACGUGAGACUCGAGCGACAGGCAACUAUGUCUUCGCCUCAGGUCUCGACUAACUCUCUGCGAGUUGACACACCGGGUGAUCAGGAACAAUUAACUUCUAGUAUGCUGGUAACACGUGUUGAGCAGCUGCUACAAUCUAGUAAGCUUAAUGACAAUUGGGAGGCGUUUCCAGAUGAUGAUUUUGCAAAGGAUUUCCUAGACCUGAUUGGAUGGGGUCGAAUCAAACCAAAUACAAUCGACGGACGAAACAAGCUAUGUUCCAACUGCAAUAACAUCCAAACAACUCAGUUAUUUCCGUCAUCCUGCGAUGUCUCAACACUACAGCCUGACUGUGAUAUAUGUGGCCUACUGCUGAGGGUGUUGGAACAGCAGCAAGUCAAGCAGUCUGGCAUCCUAGAGCUACGAAACGUCAAUACUACGAUUGGUAUUAAAGAUGGUCCGAAGCUGCUAUCAAUAUACAGCGCUCCAAGUCCUAUCGUUCCUGAAGGGGCUCAACUCGGUCUCCCUAAACUCUUCAGCCCUGGCAGCUCUGAUCAACUUCUCUUGAUAAAAGAAUGGAUAAGAAAUUGCGAUUCGAAACACACUAUGUGUCAGCCAACUUCUGAAAGGCAGGCUAAUAUCAUGCCAACACGAUUGAUCUGUGUUGAGAAUACCCUUCGGCUUGUGGAAACUGUAGCUAUUGAACCUGACAAUUACGCGGCUUUAAGCCAUUGUUGGGGAGAAUUAAGCGAGGAGGAAAAGUUUUGUACUGCAUUGAACAAUAUUGAGCAACUUAAAGCCGGUAUCGACUAUCAUCGGCUGCCGAAGAACUUUCAAGACGCCGUUACUAUUACCAUCGGGCUGGGUAUGAAAUAUCUUUGGAUUGAUUCGGUUUGCAUCAUUCAAGAUGACCGCAUCGACUGGGAAAUAGAGGCUGCGAGAAUGGAGCAAGUAUUCAGUCUUGCAUAUUUCGUCAUUGGUGCCAGCUCAGCUAAAUCAUCACUGGAUGGAUUUCUUGGCUACCGUCCCGGUCGGGAAUGUGUGCAAGUUGGGACGCAAGAUGCAGGGUUACUAUAUGUCUGCCCUUUUAUCGAUGACUUUCAACGCGAUGUCGAACUUGGGGAACUCAACAAGCGUGGAUGGGUGCUUCAAGAAAGGGUCCUAGCUCGACGUUCCAUAUUCUUUACCUCCACUCAAGUCUAUUGGGAGUGCGGUGCCGGAGUACACUGCGAAACACUGGGCCGCCUUCGGAACUAUAAGGCUGCCUUUCUUGGAGAUGCCAACUUUCCAAAGUCAGCUUUAGAGUAUUAUCGAGAUGGGAGGCAGAUGCUGAUUCAGGACCUGUACGAGCGAUACUCAGGCCUUGCGUUUACCAUGCCUUCAGACCGAGCGGUUGCUAUUCUAGGUUUACAGGAGCGUCUAGCACAAUCCUUUGGGACAAAAGCUGCGUAUGGCUUCUUUGAGGUCUACUUUGCUCGUGGUCUUCUAUGGAGGCGUGAUCAGGCGCUGGGGCUACCAAGGAUCAAGCAACCACAAGGUCGAAGCGUUCCCAGUUGGUCUUGGUUCUCGAGAGAGGGAACUAUCAGAUAUAUGGACUUAAAGUUCAAACGCAUCGACUGGAUGACCAGCGAGUUUAGGAACGUCUUCUCCAACCCGAAGUGUCCGAGCACUGUCAGAGGAUCAAGUUUACGAUUCCCUGAAUGUGGCUCAGUGCUUCACGGAAUCGCAAAGAGGAUGGACGUGACAAAGGCAGAAAUGAUGGCAUAUACAGUCUUUGAUGAUGAUACUGACUACAAAGUCGAAGACAUCAGAUGCGUCAUUAUCGGGCAUGACAAGGCCAAAUAUAUCCUCGAGGACCCCAAAUACCAUGUUCUGGUCAUUAGUAAAGGUAGAGGUUUUGCAAAGAGAGAAGUUUACAAGAGAGUUGGAGUUGCAUCCUUAAGUCCAACUCAGGUGGCAGAUACUGGAUCCUGGGUCAAUGUUGAAUAA
This is a messenger RNA of Fusarium coffeatum, 3633 nucleotides long. RefSeq lists its product as uncharacterized. Gene Ontology annotation, biological process: protein phosphorylation. The record is from RefSeq and is a predicted model, not a curated record. The coding region runs from base 1 to 3633 and encodes 1210 amino acids. Gene Ontology annotation, molecular function: protein kinase activity; ATP binding. NCBI's taxonomy places the organism in Eukaryota, Fungi, Ascomycota, Sordariomycetes, Hypocreales, Nectriaceae. The transcript is spliced from 8 exons.